AGCUAUUGUCCAAAUCCCUCUUCUAAUAAUUAACUUCAGACUCUCUUUCUCUCUAGCUCUUUCUAUCUCUAACAGCAACUCAAACUCUCAAGUCUCUCAUGGAAAGAACCAAAAGUAUACCCCUACAGCCCCCAACUUAUGGAAACCUAAUCACUGUUCUAAGCAUUGAUGGGGGUGGAAUAAGAGGGCUUAUCCCAGGAACUAUCCUUGCUUUCCUAGAAUCCGAGCUUCAGAAGCUGGAUGGCGAGGAUGCAAGACUGGCAGAUUAUUUUGAUGUGAUUGCAGGAACAAGUACAGGUGGUCUUGUGACUGCCAUGCUCACAGCCCCGGAUGAGAACAACCGUCCUCUGUUCGCUGCCAAUGAUAUUAAGGAAUUCUACCUUAAUGAGUGCCCUAAAAUCUUCCCCCAGAAGACGUUUCCGUUGUUUCCUCAUGUUACAAAGAUUAUCAAAGCUCUAACAGGACCAAAAUACAACGGGAAGUAUCUACAUAGCUUGGUGAGGCAAAAACUGGGUGACAAAAAACUGCACCAAACAUUGACUAACGUUGUGAUUCCUACAUUUGACAUAAGGAGUCUCCAGCCAACAAUCUUUUCCAGCUUUGAGGUGAACCACAAGCCAUGCUUUGAUGCCUUACUCUCAGACAUAUGCAUUGGAACCUCAGCAGCACCAACUUAUCUUCCAGCUCAUUAUUUCAAAACCAAGGACGGUGAAGGAAACGUUAAAGAAUUUAACCUUAUCGAUGGUGGAGUGGCUGCAAAUAAUCCGACUUUGCUUGCUAUUGGUGAAGUGACAAAGGCAAUAAUCAAGGGGAGCUCCGACUUUUUCCCUAUAAAACCUAUGGACUAUGGCCGAUUUCUGGUGAUAUCAUUAGGAACUGGCUCACCAAAAGAUGAGGUGAAGUACAAUGCACAUGAUGCAGCUAAAUGGGGCUUGUUGAAUUGGUUAACCAGCGGUGGUUCCACCCCAAUCAUUAAUGUUUUCAGCUACGGUAGCGCAGAUAUGGUUGAUCUUAACCUUUCUGUGGUUUUCCAAGCCCUUCACUCCGAGAAAAACUACCUUCGAAUUGAGGAUGACACGUUAACCGGGCAUGUAUCUUCUGUGGACAUAUCCGAUAAGAAGAAUUUGGAUGAUCUUCUGAUAGUUAAUGGAUUAUCUGGAAUCAGGAUUUCAGCAAAUUUAAGAAAAAGAAUGGAUAAGUCACUUUUUACUUGCAGCUAA
This is a messenger RNA of Prunus avium (sweet cherry), 1220 nucleotides long. The record is from RefSeq and is a predicted model, not a curated record. NCBI's taxonomy places the organism in Eukaryota, Viridiplantae, Streptophyta, Magnoliopsida, Rosales, Rosaceae.